This is a messenger RNA of Mugil cephalus (flathead mullet), 1994 nucleotides long. It is a transcript of the gene hlx1, whose product is annotated as H2.0-like homeo box 1 (Drosophila). Gene Ontology annotation, molecular function: sequence-specific DNA binding; DNA-binding transcription factor activity, RNA polymerase II-specific. Gene Ontology annotation, biological process: regulation of DNA-templated transcription. The record is from RefSeq and is a predicted model, not a curated record. The transcript has 4 exons. NCBI's taxonomy places the organism in Eukaryota, Metazoa, Chordata, Actinopteri, Mugiliformes, Mugilidae. Bases 311 to 1456 code for a protein of 381 amino acids.
UGGUCAUGUGCCUGUCAGAGAGGGAGAGAGAGAAUCGGUUACACAUCAUCCUCGUUUGUUAAGGGCGUGAUGCGAGCGAACGCGCUACGUCCAUUGGCUCAGAAAACGACCAAUCAGUGUCAGCGGAGGAACUUCAGAGUGGAACUGCGGGGUUAGGAUUUCAGAGUUGGGAGAGCGAUUUUGGCACUUACACAAAGAGGACGGUCAUCUGUCCUCCUAAAAGGCUAUCCGUGCUUCUUUUUUUUUCUACAUGUCUCUCCUUUUAAACUCUCUCUUCUGAGUAACAAUACGACGCGUGAGAGGCUUCGGGAUGUACACGGCCGGGAUCAACCCGUUUUACGCAUCAAAUUUUAGCCUCUGGUCUGCGUACUGCGCAGGGGGCUUCGCUGUGGAUACAAUGAAGAAACCCUCGUUUUGCAUCGCAGAUAUUUUGCAGGCUGGAGAUGCGGAGAACAUCCCGGGAUCUUCCGCGCUCAUGGUGCACAUGGGACACCACCACCGCGCUCAGCAGGGCCACUCCGGCAGCUCUCCGCUGCGCCCUUCUCCCGUCGCGCCGGAGCCGUCGGUGUACGGUGCCAGGAUGAGUCCGGCGUCUCCGUACCACAGACACGGACUACAACUAACCUCGGUCUCCAGAACAGCGUACAACUCCCAACAAGCCCCCCCGCCUUCAAGCAAAGACCUCAAAUUUGGAAUUGAUCGGAUACUGUCAACAGACUUUGAUCCAAAAUGCAAAGAAAAGUCGUCGCUAAGAGAUCUCACGUCCAUCGUUAGCUCGAACCGUCAGUCAGGCAUCCACAUCCCCGUUCAGCCUCCGGCCAGCCAGUACUUCUCCUCCAUAGACCCCGGGAUGAGCGACGCGUCCUCCAUGAUGAGUUCACUAGGCAGCAGCAGCAGCAGACACUCAGGCCAGCAUCAGUUUCAGGACACCUUCCCAGGUCCAUACGCCGUCCUCACAAAAGACACAAUGCCUCAGACGUACAAGAGGAAAAGGUCGUGGUCGAGGGCAGUGUUUUCAAACCUGCAGAGAAAAGGCCUCGAGAAGAGAUUCGAAAUACAGAAGUAUGUCACCAAGCCAGACAGAAAACAGCUGGCUGCGAUGCUGGGACUCACAGACGCUCAGGUGAAAGUGUGGUUCCAAAACAGACGCAUGAAGUGGAGGCACUCCAAGGAGGCCCAGGCUCAGAAAGACAAGGAGAAGGAGGAGAAGCCGGAGAAAGGUCUGUCCGAGGCCGGCGGCAGGGAGCCCAAAGAGCCGCUGGAGUCCGAGUGUGAGAGCGAGGGAAGGAGCGAGUGCGAAUCCGACGAGGCCGACGAGGAGAGCGCUGACGGACAUUUGGACGUUUCCGAGCACAAUAAAACCAGCGUGAUCAUGAGCGGGAGCGCGCCGGCCGGCAGCGCGGACGCGGCCGCGGUCACGGCCACGGACACAGCGGCCUCACAGGUGUUAAUAUGAAGGCUAAUGAGUCCACGCUGGUCCCACGAACAAUGAGAUGUUUUUAUUAUUUUUUCACAGAAGAACGACAGUGACCGGACAUGCCAGGAGACUGUAGCAAUAAAAAACAGGUCGGUUUAAUACCUGGGGAGAAAUGGAGCGAAGAGACUCUUUUCUUUUUUUAUUCGCUCAUUAGCUCAAACACACGCUCCAGAAUAAAUUGUACAUUUUAUUAGAUUUUGUCUCCAUUUUUUUUCCGUCUUGUCCAGUAAUAAUAAUAAUAAUAAUAUAAAAAAAAAACAAUACUUCCGGCCUCUUUUGGUGUCUCCUUACUGUCGUUUACAGAGAGCUUCUGUGUGCAUGGUGUGUUUUCCUCACCCGAAGGAAAACCUGCGGUUGUGAAAUUUUUAUUUUGUAGGUUAUGAACCACUCGUUAAUGAAAUCUCAGAACAUCACGGCAGUGUUCAUGUAAUGUUUUUUAUUUUGUAUGUAGUUGUGCUAUUUUUGUUAAUAAUAAUUUGCACUGAAAAUACUGUAAAUAAAAAAUUCUUACUCUGAA